This is a messenger RNA of Schizophyllum commune H4-8, 1450 nucleotides long. Its product is annotated as Metallo-dependent phosphatase. The record is from RefSeq and is a predicted model, not a curated record. The transcript is spliced from 10 exons. The coding region runs from base 131 to 1309 and encodes 392 amino acids. NCBI's taxonomy places the organism in Eukaryota, Fungi, Basidiomycota, Agaricomycetes, Agaricales, Schizophyllaceae. Gene Ontology annotation, molecular function: hydrolase activity.
UCCGCGAACACGUCCGUUUAUCUGGAUCCCCUACGUGUCUUGCCCUAUAUAUGAGUUGUUGACCCAUCUCACAUCUGCGUGUGUUCUCUCUCCAUCAUCUUCCUACGCCGACCAAUCGCUACUUCCUUGCAUGAUCACCAAGCUCCUCAACAGCGUUAAGAAGCCCAUGGCCUCCAUUCCUGGCUCAGACAUUGCUAUCCACCCCACGACUCUGAAGUCUCCCACAGAAGUCGUAUACGUAGAAUACGAACCUGGCCAACCACUACCGCCCAAGCCCGGCGACGACUGGACACGCUUCGUCUGCAUAAGCGACACACAUAACCGCAGCUUCCCGGUCCCAGACGGAGAUGUGCUACUUCAUAGUGGCGACCUCACCGAUCUGGGCCGCUUGAGCGACUUCAAGCUCACCAUGAACUGGCUGUAUAGCUUGACGCAUAAGACCAAGAUCAUCAUUGCUGGCAACCACGAUCUCGCUCUGCACAAGGAUUGGUAUGAGACGCACUACACGCGCUUCCAUGGCAAAAGCAAUAAACAAGACUACGACGCCAUCCACGACCUCCUUACCGGCUCCAAGGCCCGCAAAACCGGCAUUGUAUACCUCGAGGACGAAUCAUACACCUUCCGAACUAAGGAGGGCGGUCGAGAAUGGAGUGUAUAUGGGUCACCGUGGUCUCCCUGGUUCCACAACUGGGCUUUCAACUACACGGCGGAGGAGGCGGAAGCCCUCGUCGCGAAGUUCCCCAAAACUGACAUCCUCCUCACGCAUGGCCCGCCGUAUCACAUUUUCGACCGCACGAACACGAAUGAUCUGCCGGGCUGCCCCGCCCUCCGCCGCCGCCUACCCUCCCUCCGGCCACGGAUACACCUCUUCGGACACAUCCACGAGGACCAUGGGGCGAGGAUUCACGGCUGGAAGGAGGACCCUUCCUCAUCCUCAGAUCCAAGCUUCGCCGACCUCCCACCCAUGCACGCCCUCAGCCUGCUCGAGCUCGAGGCCGAGCGCGAGAUGCUUGAGGACGAAUCCGAGCACGAACUACCUGAGGACGAGUCCGACCCCGAACGCCGCUCGCAGUACGACCCCGGUCACCCACCACCCACGCACGACGAAGACCUCAAGAACGCGAAAGAGCGCACGGUGUUUGUGAACGCGGCGGCGUGGCCGAUGGGGAAGUUGGCGUGGAGGGAGGUGAAGGGCGAAGGAGAGACAGAUGACGACGGGGAUGUGAACAUGGGCAACGCGCCGAAGAAAACGAAAACGCCCUUCGGCGGGCCGGGGUUCCAGCCAGUAGUGGUAGAUUUGAAGGACUAGUCCUAAGAUCGAGAAUGUACAGUAACUGUGUAGGAUGGACGGAUUUGUGGCACAAAAUACAAAAGGAUAGCCGUCAUUUCUUUGCGCGUGUACCACCGAAUACGACGCGUGCCCAAUAUCGAUCGUUUGAGUCAAUACCCA